Messenger RNA from Musca domestica (house fly), 6306 nucleotides. It is a transcript of the gene jef, whose product is annotated as major facilitator superfamily domain-containing protein 6. Gene Ontology annotation, molecular function: transmembrane transporter activity. The transcript is spliced from 8 exons. Lineage: Eukaryota; Metazoa; Arthropoda; Insecta; Diptera; Muscidae. Bases 218 to 2479 code for a protein of 753 amino acids. The record is from RefSeq and is a predicted model, not a curated record. Gene Ontology annotation, cellular component: membrane.
UAGAAAUAGUUAGAAUUUUUUUCAACAAAUAAAAGAGAAAAAAAUUAAGAAAAAAUAUGUUUUAAUAAAUUAUAUCAAUGACUUUUAAAAGAAAUUCAGAUUAAAAAUAAUAGAAAAGUGAACUUGUAAGGCUGUCGUCGGCUAUCUCUGUUUGUGACUAAACGACGUCUGGUGGACUUGGUUUAAGAAAAAAAAAACAAGGAAAACAAAAUCCACAAUGGAUCAAUAUGGAGGCGGUGCAAACCCAUUUGGUAAUCCUGCUGGCCUAGGGGGAGGCGGUGGUUACGAACAACAGCAGCAGCCAGCAUUUGGUGAUUAUGGUGGUGGAGGUUAUGAUCAAAGCGGUGGCUAUGGCCAGAGUGCGGCCGGGGGAGCUAUACCACAACAGCCCUAUGGUGUGGCUGCCAGACCAAGGGUGGAUAUUGAGGCCGAGGGAGAAGUAGAUCCUAAUCUCUAUCCCGAACCCAAGGAAGCCACCAAUAAAAUUCGCAGCCAUGCUGAUGUUGUGGAAAUGCUGUUCGGUCCAACGGAACACGAAUUGAUCCCGGUGAAAAGUUUUUACUUUUUCUUUUAUGCUGCCUUUGGUUCGCUUUUCCCUCUGAUGGGUGUUUAUUUUAAACAAAUGGGCAUGAAUCCGGGACAGUGUGGUAUAUUAAUUGGUAUGCGUCCAUUUGUGGAAUUUUUGUCGGCACCAUUUUGGGGAUCCUAUGCCGACAGAUGCCGCCAGGGUAAAAAGUUAUUGUUGGGAUCAUUGGCUUGCUGGAUAUUGUUUACGAUUCCCUUGAGCUUUAUCAAACCAGAACCGGUUAAAUGUAUAGAACGUAAUGCCACCGGUUUUGUUCUAACCUAUACAAGAUCAAAACGAGAUCUCUCAGCAUUUAAUAUGGCCGACCUGCAAGGUGACAGUGUUGAGACAUUCGACAAUGAAUCGGCCAUUGUGGGAGCUCUGACCAAGCCAACACCAGAUGCCCUGGAGGAAACACAUUCAAGGCGCAAACGUUCCAUAUUCCCACGAAUUGAUGCUGGCAUUUCACCCGUCCAUAUACGUUUUGUAAGCAACUAUGAUGCCAAGGAGCAUAGUGACUAUGUAACACCGAUUUUCUCUAGUAUGGUUUAUAAGACACCGGAUAUCCAAAAAGCUUUCUUCCUCUUACUGCUGGUCAUUUUGAUUGGCGAAUUCUUCAGUGCUCCGGCCAUUACUCUCGCCGAUUCGGCUGUCAUUACACUGCUGGGUGAGGAUUCCGAUAAAUAUGGCCAUCAACGUAUGUUCGGCUCUCUGGGUUGGGGUAUUUCCAUGUUUAUUGUGGGCAUUGUUUUGGACCACUCCACCUCAUUUUCUCAUCAUCCCUGCGGUGCUGGCCACAUGGAAAAGAACUAUAAUGUAUGCUUUGCCAUUUUCACCGUGCUCAUGACCUGUGCCAUUAUUUCGGCCACGAAAAUCACAUUCAAAUAUGAUCCCAUAGAAUUGGAACCUCAGGUCCAGGAGAAUGUCAUUGAUCCAAAUAAAAAGGCGGAAGAGGAGUCUAUGAAUCAGUUGGCGGCCCAAUUGAAUCUGCCUUCCUUGGCAGUGGGAGGAGGUAGCAGUGGUGUUACCACGGGGACAACAGGUGCCGUGGGUCCCACCCCAUCCAUGGGUGCUGAGUCGAAAAUAUUUGCUCAAACCAACAAAGAAAUGCCGGAAUGGAUGACCGUUUUGACCCACAUCAAAGAUUUGAAGACAGCCUCGUUCCUGUUCGUGGCCUGGUUCAUGGGCUUUGGCAUUGGUUUGAUAUUCACCUUUCUGUUUUGGCAUCUGCAGGAUUUCGGCGGCUCUCCCACCCUGUUCGGUGUGGCAUCGGUCAUCAAUCAUGUAUCGGAAAUAUUUGCCUAUUUCUUUAGUUUCCGUUUGAUAACCCAGAUUGGCCAUGUUAAGGUAUUGUGUCUGGGCCUGAUGGGCAAUGUGAUACGUUUCCUGUAUAUUUCGUAUAUUUCCAAUCCCUGGAUGGUAUUGCCGUUCGAGUUGAUGCAGGGUAUUACACAUGCAGCGGUGUGGGCCGCCUCGUGUUCAUAUAUUGCCCAUAAUACACCGAAACAUUUGAGGGGAUCAUCACAGGGCGUUUUGCAGGGCAUACAUCAUGGUCUGGGUCGGGGAUGUGGUGCCAUUAUCGGGGGUAUGUUUGUGACUUACUAUGGUACCACGGCCACAUUCCGCUGGUAUGGCAUUUGCUGUCUCUUUGUGUUGGGUUUCUUUAUCUUUGUGAAUUUCUACCGCAAGGAGGAAGGUUUCAUUUCCGAAAUUCCAGCAACCGAGGAUCCACGUCAGGUGGCCGAAGAAACUUCCCAUUUGGCUCCGCAUGGCGUACCCAGCAAUCCCAUACCUCGUGCCCUCUCCAAUACUCGUCUCAACGAAAUGAAUCCCAAUGGCACAGCCUAUGGCACGUAUCAGACCACCGGCGGCAACUUGGAUAUACCCGGUGGCAACCCAUUUGGCACACAAUAAGGCCGCUAAGCCAUCAUGACCUGCAUCGCAUCAUUACCCAUCCAAUUUACUAUUUAAUUUUGUUGAUUAGUUGGCUUUGUUUUUCGAGAGAAUGUUCAUAGAGAAGUUAAUGCAAAAGUUCUGCAAACAGAUUAUCUUACAAUCCAGUACAAAAAACAAAUUGUUUAUAAUAGCUUAUUAUUAUUAAAAAAAAAAACAAAAAAUACUGUGUUAAACUAAAAAUUUACCGGGGAAGAAGUUCUUCUUCUUCUCAUCUGAUAUUUGAGCAGAAAAAACCAACUUUGUUCUUUAAGCAAUGAUUUCCUAUAUAUAUUAUAUAUGACCCACUAGUUGUUACAACUGCAAUGCAAACCUAAUAUACACUUAUAUAUUCCACUACUCUAUAUACAAUCACUUAUAUACCUUAUGUACAGGCAAACAAACAAACAAACCGGCAAGAAGCUAAGUCAGCGUUGUAACGAAAUUUUUAUAGCAAAUUUCAGCUUCACAAGGAAGAAUGAAAGAAAUUUAAACUAAAAUAUAAAUGAAAUGAUGAAAAACGAAAGAAAACUAACAGAAACAUAUCGUAAAAAUUGGCCUAAAAAAUAUUCAACUUAUUUUUGGUAUUAUUUACAUAAUUAUUUUUGUGAUUAUUUAUUUAUUAGUUGCUAGCAAAUUGUAAUGAUAAAGAGAUAAGUUUUUGUUUUUGGAAUCAGUUUAACAAUGACUUUUGAUAAAAAUAUAUUUUUCGUUGAUUUGUGUUCUUUUGCAAUGUCACAGCAAAUAGAAGAUAAGAGCAUUAAAAUGCAAUGAACACCACAAAAUCACAAGAUCCAUGGAACCAAAAAAACCAAAUGAAAAAAAAAAAAACAAAACUCAUAUACAUAUAUACUUUAUAAAUGUAUAAACUAUUUUUAAUAUAAAUGUAUUUUUUUAAACCAAAAAAACAAAACUACAAGAAACAAAAUAAUAAAACGGUCCAUAAGUUUACACAGGAGAAUAUUACACAAACACACAACACCAAUAGGAAAUGAGAAAAUAACACACACACAUAACUUAGAUAAUUAAUGAGAAAAUAGCAGCAACUGAGAGUGGUUAAGAGAGGGGACUCUUUAGUUUAUCUUACAAUUCUCAAAUUUUAUAAUCUCUUAUAGAUCUCUUAACCCAAAAUCAUUUUUAUUUACUCUAGAAAUUAAAUUAUUUCAAAAUUUAUUUCAAACAAAUUUCUUAUAGUAUAUUUAUUUUUUUAAGUCAGCAUUGUUUUAUAAAAAAAAAAUACAUUUUUACUUUACUUUUAUUGAAACUGUAUUUUUAUACCUUCAGCCAUAUGGCUAGAGAGAGUAUAUAAACGGGCCUCUUCGGAAUGACGGUUUUGGACCCUAGGUCUUUUUAUACUCUCUGCCAUAUGGCUAGAGGGGUUUAUAUCAUUUGAUACGGUCAAAGCGUGCCUCAUUAAUAUAACGGUUUUAGACCCUAGGUCUCUUUGGACCAAAUUCGUUUUAGGAUAUUUGGAGUCGAUCUCGAAGGAACUAGAACUUGGUACAUCGUAAUAUUAUUUUCACCCAUUUCGAAAUUUUCAAAAAAAAAAAAAAAAUUACUGUAAAGAAAGAGAAAGGUUAUUAGAUUUUUGUCAGGUGCGAAAAUUGACAAUAUCGGUCCACUCCAUCAAGUACCUCUCCCACAGAGGGUCAAAAUUUUGAAUAAUUAUAACUUUAAGAAAAUGUGAUGCAAUUGUCCGAUUAUGUUUAAAUUACACACAUUACAAUAUUUUUAUUAAUCCAAGGUCUGGUGGGAUGAUGACAUAUAUCAGUCCACUCCGGCUGGUACACCCCCCACAAAGGGUCAACAUUUUGAAUAUUUAUGAAGUUCAUAAAACACGAAAUUAACAUCCGAUUCCAUUCAGACUUGGCACGUUUCAAUAUUUCUAUCAAUAGAAGAUCUGUUAUAAAGAUGGUAGAGAUCGGUCCAUUCCUUUCGGUACCUCCCCCAUAAAGCGUCAAAGUUUAAAAUAACCAAAACGAUUAUAAAAUCCAAAAUAAGCAUCAGGUUCUCUUCAUAUUUCACUCAUUCCAUUAUUUCUACAAAAACAACAUCUGCUGUGAAGAUGGAAUACAUCGGUCCAGUCCUUUUGGUACCUCUCCCACAAAGGGUCAAAAUUUUGAAAUUCCAUGAAGCUCAUAAAACGCGAAAUUAACAUUCGAUUCCAUUCAGACUUGGCACAUGUCAAUAUUUCUAUCAACACAAUAUAAAGAUGGUAGAGAUCGGUCCAUUUCUUCCCUUUAUUGUACGAUUUUGCUCAGCUCUGAUUAAUUUUCUAAAAUAUAUUUUUUUAAAGAGUCCACUUUACAAUUUCCCGCUCAUUAUGAAUAUAUUUUUAAUAUAAAAUAUCCCUUUUAGUUCCCUCUACUCUUAACCACUCUUCCAAAUAUAUGAGAAAUAGACAAGGCACUCUCUUUAGUUCUGUUUUAUUUUUAGAAUAUGUUGCUAAUCAAUAAGCGCGGCAAAGAGAGAUAUUUAAAAUACACACAAUCAGCAAUCUCUUAUGCUAUCAUUUAUUCUCAUCUCACCUACAUUACAAAGGAUGUUCAUAUACUCACACCUACAUAUAUCAGCAUUCACGCUCACAAUGCAAACAUUUAUAAAAUGCAUACCCCAUACAUACCACAUACCUUAGUAUUGUACCUUCUAAGAUAUUCUAUUUAUACUCCUAAUAAAUCAUCAUUAUAUCAUAUAUAUAUAAAAUAUAUACAUACAUUAUAUACAUAUACAUAUUAAAUAUAUAUUCAUACAUACAAACAAAAAGUAUAGAUAUACAAAAAAACAUAAACGCAUACAUACAUACCUACAGAUAAUUGAAUAAAUAUAUCACUCAUUGAUUAAACAAAACCAAAGAUAAAAAAUACCUUAACUACAAGAAACACAUACGCAUAUAUACUAUGUAACAGUAAAUGUUUGUAUGUAUGUGUCUGUAAUAAGCUCUCCUAAAAACAAAACAAAGAAACAAACAAAACACACUCUCUCUAAUCUGUUAUAAUGAAAGAGUUUGGAAACAAUGAUAUUGGCUUCAAGAUGAGGAGAGACGGUAUUAUAGGAGUAUUAGAAAACCCAAAGAGAGUCAAACGAAAGAGAAAAUGAGAUCUGCGAAAUGUGUUAUAAAGAGUCAGCGCCAAGCAUUGGACGUAAAAGGAAACAAAUUGAUAUUAUGAAAAUCCGCCUCAUAGUAAUCAAAUAUUUUAAAUGUUUACAUUAUCUAAACAAAAAAAAAAAAAUAAAUAAAUUAAAACAAAAAAACAUAACUUAACAAAACUAUUGUAUUAUUAUACAUAAAUUAUAUGUUUUAAAUAAAAAAUAACAAAUAAGAAAACAAACGAAGUUCAUAUAGAAAGUUUAAAAAUAAAAAAAAAAACUAAAAUUGUAAAUGGCAAAAAAGUAACUAUCAAAAAAAAGGGUUUCUUUUGUUUGUUUUCCCCAUAAAAAUGGCUUUAUUUAAAGCGAGAAAAUAUCCGAAAAAACUCUACCAAAUGUAAAAUUAGUUUAAUAAUUUUUUUAGUAUUAUUUUCAUUAUAAUUGUUCUAUCUUAAAAUAAUGGUUUUAUGUUUACGGAGAAAGUGUUAACCAAAAAACGUCAAAAUAUACCAAAAAAAGUAAUAUAUCAUUGAUUAAUCUAGCAACAAAUUGAUAUUAUUUACAUUUAAUUAUAUAUACAUACUAAAGAAACAAGAACAGAUAUGAAAACUAAUCUAAUAUACAACAAAAACAACAACAUAUAAAUGCGAAAACAAAUGAUAUAUUUAAAAACAAAAUUAAAAUAAUGAAGACGGAAAGUAUGAAUAACAAACAAACCAAAA